Molecule: messenger RNA, 2000 nt
Organism: Protobothrops mucrosquamatus (brown spotted pit viper)
Lineage: Eukaryota; Metazoa; Chordata; Lepidosauria; Squamata; Viperidae
Gene: CPT2
Product: carnitine palmitoyltransferase 2
Exons: 5
Coding region: 7-1998 (663 amino acids)
Biological process (GO): fatty acid beta-oxidation
Cellular component (GO): mitochondrion
Molecular function (GO): carnitine O-palmitoyltransferase activity
Source: RefSeq, a predicted model, not a curated record
ACCGCCAUGGUGACCGGGGCGCUGCUAUUUUCUUCCUUCUCCCGCUUCCGGAGGGCUUGGCUCCCGCCUCUCCUCGUCGGGCCCCGAAGAAGCUACAGCCAAGACGAUGCAUUCUCCCAGUACUUGCACCGCAGCAUCGUCCCCACUAUGCAUUAUCAGAAGAGCCUGCCCCGUUUGCCCAUUCCCAAACUUGAAGAUACAAUUAGAAGAUACCUGAAUGCUCAGAAACCUCUUUUGGAUGAUGAUCAAUUCAGGAAAACAAAACAACUGGCUGGCAACUUUGAGAAUGGCAUCGGUAGAGAAUUGCAUGAUCAUUUGGUUGCAAAGGACAAACAAAACAAACAUACUAGUUACAUUUCAGGUCCCUGGUUUGACAUGUAUCUUCAGGCACGGAAAUCUGUUAUUCUUAACUUCAAUCCAUUCAUGGCUUUCACUCCUGACCCCAAACCUGAAUACAACGAUCAGCUUGUGAAAGCCACCAACAUGACAGUUGCUGCUUUACGUUUCUUGAAGACUCUUAGGGCAGGCAUCUUAGAACCAGAGGUGUUUCAUCUGAACCCCUCCAAAAGCGACACUCCCGGGUUCAAAAAGUUUAUUCGAUUGGUGCCUUCUUCUCUCUCAUGGUUUGGUGCCUAUAUGGUGAAUGCCUACCCACUAGACAUGUCACAAUACUUCAGACUUUUCAAUUCCACGCGGCUGCCUAAACCCAGGAAAGACGAGCUGUUUACAGAUGAGCAUGCAAGGCAUUUACUGGUGCUUAGAAAUGGUCACUUCUAUGUGUUUGAUGUGAUAGACCAAAACGGCAAUAUAGUGAAACCCUCAGAAAUUCAAGCCCAUUUAAAAUUUAUCCUUUCGGACAAUACUGCAGUUCCAGCAUCUCCUCUUGCUUAUCUAACUACCGAAAACCGGGACACCUGGGCGACUCUGAGACAGGAACUCCUUGACAAUGGCAACGGGGAGGCCUUAAGGAAAGUGGAUUCAGCCAUAUUCUGUCUGUGCCUUGAUGAUUUCCCAAUUAAAGAUGUCGACCAUUUGUCUCGUGCUAUGCUCCAUGGCGACGGCACUAACAGGUGGUACGACAAAUCAUUUAAUCUUAUUUUAGCUAAAGACGGCUCUGCAGCAGUUCACUUUGAGCAUGCUUGGGGAGAUGGUGUAGCUGUGCUUAGGUUCCAAAACGAAGUCUUUAAAGACAGCACCGAGAUGCCUGCCGUUACGCCUCAGUCCUUGCCAGCUGCCUGCGAUUCGCACGGAGCUGUAGAGAAGCUAAAUUUUAAACUGAACGAUGCCUUAAAAGAAGGAAUUACCAAAGCCAAGCAAAAAUUUGAUGCUACUGUGAAAACACUAACGCUGAAGUCCUUGCAGUUUGAAAGAGGAGGCAAGGAAUUCAUAAAGACCCAGAAGUUGAGUCCUGAUGCCAUCGUCCAGCUUGCCUUCCAGUUGGCUUUUCUUAGGCAAUAUGGACAGACAGUUGCCACCUAUGAAUCUUGUAGCACAGCAGCAUUCAAACAUGGUCGCACUGAAGCGAUCCGGCCUGCUUCAGUUUACACAAAGGCAUGCUCGGAGGCAUUGGUCAAGAGGCCGUCCAAGCACAGUACUGUGGAAUUACGCCAGAUGAUCACAGUGUGCUCUACGUAUCACGGUCAACUCACAAAAGAAGCUGCUCUGGGUCAGGGAUUUGAUCGUCACCUCUUUGCAUUGCGGUGUGAAGCAGAAUCCCAAGGAAUUUCUUUGCCAGAUCUUUACAAGGACCAAGCUUAUGCCCUAAUUAAUCACAACAUUCUCUCCACAAGUACUUUGAGCAGCUCAUCUGUGAACCUGGGUGGAUUUGGGCCGGUGGUGCCUGAUGGAUUUGGUUUAGGUUAUAGCAUACACGAUAACUGGAUCGGGUGCAAUGUUUCGGCUUAUCCAUCUAGGAAUGCACCAGAAUUCCUGCAGUGUGUGCACAAGUCACUGGAUGAUAUUUUUGAUAUUUUAGAAGGGAAACAAAUUAGUAAUUAAGA